GGAAAAGAAAUCUACCACCAUGGCAGGUAAUAAGUGAUAAUAGAAAAAAAGAUAUGAUUCUAGCUGCUAGUUACAAGGGUAUUUCUGAGGAAGGGGCCAUAGAGGCGUAUAUGGAACUGUUAGAGCUAUACUUCGAAA
This is a messenger RNA of Racocetra persica, 138 nucleotides long. The record is from the annotation of a GenBank genome assembly. NCBI's taxonomy places the organism in Eukaryota, Fungi, Glomeromycota, Glomeromycetes, Diversisporales, Gigasporaceae.